AUGGGGGAUCCUGGAAUCCUGGAAAGGAUUGAAAGCCUUAGCCUUGAAAUUUGUGGUGCAGCAGAUUUGGGGACUCUCUCAGCUGAGGAAGACAAGUCACUUGACCACAUGUCACAGAUCAGCUGCUGGGGCCUGAUGGGCUGGAGGCGCGAGCGCCCCCUCUGCGGCCGCGAGUCCCCGCCCUCGGCCCCACCCCGCCGCGGCUGCCCCGGCGCGCCGUCCACACCCCUGCGCGCUGCUCCCGCCCGCUCGGGGAUCCCCGGCGAGCCGCGCCACCGAGGGGGAGGUGUUCGGCCUGGGCCGGGAGGGAGACGGCAGGCGGCGUCCCCUUUAAAAGCCGCGAGCGCCGCGCCACGGCGCCGCCGCCGCCGCCGUCGCCGCCGGAGUCCUCGCCCCGCCGCGCCGCGCUGCGCCCGGCUCGCGCUGCGCCCGCCGCUCCGCUUCCCACACCCGGCUGGGGAUUGGCAGCCGCCGCCGGACAUCGGCCGCCACAGGCUCCGCCGCCCACCCGGACGACCUCGGGGCGAGCGCCUCGCGGAUUACUGCGGGCUCCGAGGCACCCGCGCCCGCAGACUCUGCGCGGGUUGGAGCACCCGGCCGUGCGCGCCCCUGCGCCGUGGCCUCGGCUGCCCGGGCCGCGCCGGAGCCGAAGACCGGCGUGCAGAGCGCCGGGGAGCCGGGAGCCGACCCCGAGCGCCGCGAUGCCGAUCACCUCCCGCCGGAGCUCGGGGGCCUGGGACGUGCCGGCCGAGGUGUGAUCGUACCCCAGGCUGGCCACAGAGGGCACAGCGGCUUGGCCCGGGGGCGAGGAGAGCGAGGGGAGAGCGCGGCCACCCGCUUCGGCGGCCAGAGACUCGGCUCGACUCGCUGGAGAAUGCGCCCGAGGAUGCCGGAGCGCCGGAGCCGCGGUGGUUUCAACUGGCUAGCGCUAAUGGGGGUGCGCUGGAGGAAGGCAGAGUGAUGCGGGGGGGCAACUCGCCCGGCACCGAGAUCGCCGCUGCGCCCUUCCCCGGACCCGGCGUCUCCCAGGAUGGCUGGCCCGAGCCAUGGCCCCCGGCGGAGCUAGCGCCGAGCGCCCGACCCUCGCCCCCAGAAUCCCGGAGCCAGCCCCCCGCGGGGCCACGCGUCCCGCGGGCUCUGGUUCCUAAGGAGGACGAUAGCACCAGCUUUUCCUUUCUCCCUUCCCUUCCCUGCUCCGCACUCCUCCCCCUGCUCGCUGUUGUUGUGUGUCAGCACUUGGCUGGAGACUUCUUGAACUUGCAGGGAGAGUAA
Molecule: messenger RNA, 1272 nt
Organism: Physeter macrocephalus (sperm whale)
Lineage: Eukaryota; Metazoa; Chordata; Mammalia; Artiodactyla; Physeteridae
Product: basic proline-rich protein-like
Exons: 2
Coding region: 1-1272 (423 amino acids)
Source: RefSeq, a predicted model, not a curated record